Molecule: messenger RNA, 5883 nt
Organism: Polypterus senegalus (gray bichir)
Lineage: Eukaryota; Metazoa; Chordata; Cladistia; Polypteriformes; Polypteridae
Product: transmembrane protein 245-like
Exons: 18
Coding region: 69-2714 (881 amino acids)
Source: RefSeq, a predicted model, not a curated record
UACUCCCCGACCCUAAUCCGAAGCCGGGUCGACUCCGCGCGGUAUCCAGGAGACCGCGCAUUGCGAACAUGGCUGCCGUAUAUCCCGCUGACGACGAGUCCGGACCCGGACCGGGGAUGCAGUCACGAGCCUCAGCAUCUCCAAAACUUGUCCGCACUCCGAGCCUCAGCCUGAGCGACACGUUGCACCCAGCCGUUUCGGGCAUGGUGAGCCAGCUGUUCACGCAGUCGCCUGUGCCCCUUAAAUUUGACAAGAACAUCAAGCAGGCCUUUUACAAUACGGGGGCAAUGAUCUUUGUGGCUAUUUGUUGUGGGGCAGCAGUGCUGGUGUAUUUCAUCCUGGAAGCUUUCCUGCGACCGCUGCUCUGGGCCGUCCUCUGUGGGACUUUUCUGCACCCCUUCAAGCACACUCUUGCCCGGGCGGGGAGGAGGUGGCUUGCCGGUCUGCGAGACAGCGGAACUCCGAUUGUGCUCGGCACUUUGCUUUUACCAGUUUGCUUUGUGAACCGUGGCGUGGAAACUCUGGGCGACUUGGUGCUGAGGAGGCUGAAGUUACUGUUUCUUGUAGGGGCCGGCCUGCCGCUUCUCUGCGCCCUGUACUACUGCGGGAGUGUCAUCGGGGUACAAGUGCUACUGAGUCGCGUGAGUGACAUCAUCCAUGCUGCGCUGGACUACUUCACGGCCGUAUGGGUCCUGACUCUAGUUGCUGGCUACAUCCUGGCUGUGUCAUUUAAAUGGACUCAAGGCACCCAAUAUUAUCUUCGGGCCAUUUCUGUGCCAGUCUGGACAGUACUGCUCUUGUAUCUUGCCUCCGUGACUGGAUCUUGGAGAAUCCCCAUCUUCUUUCUGAUUGUGGCUUUAAUGAUAGUUGGCGCGUUUCAGGACAAACAGAGAGCAAAUGGAAAAGGGGGCGAGCUUUCCGGCCAGGUGUUUUCCAUUGCAGCCAACACUAUCAGCAUGGCAAUCUCCUUUAGUCUAUUUGGGGGAACAUCUGGGGAACGUCCUGGUUCCCAACCUGCAGGUUCUCCUAAAAAUAGUGCGUCCCAUCCGGAUGUUUCCUGUUCUCCCUCCUCAUCAAGCAGUCGGUCCAGACCAGAGUUUCGCUUUUCCUUGCAAAAGAAGAACACCAGUGACAUCUAUUUUGUGUUGCUGGUUUGGGCCAUUGUUAUUUUGCAGAUCUGGCUCAAUCUUUGGCUGCUGCAGCUGCUUCCAGUGCCUGUUGCUGUGUGGUUUCUGAAGAAAUUGGUUCUACGCUUUGGACUGCUAAAUUUUGCAGAAAAGACUUUGGUUUCCUGGUGGGAGAUAACAGGAGAGUUUUUAAAAGAGCGACAGGAGGCACUUGUGCCUGGGCCCAUUCAAGGCGUUGGACAUUUCCUCGUAAAAGUUGAUACAAAGCUCUGGCAUUGGCUUAACAAGCAGAUGGUCAUCUGGCUGGAGAGGUCGCUGGACAAACUGAUCAGCAUCUUUAUCAUCUUUCUCUUGGUUAUGGGAACGCUGCUACUGGCCCUGCUGCUCACAGCAAAGGUGCAUGAAGAGAGCGUGCAUAUUAUCCAAGUGACAAGCAACCUCAUCAACGAGACUGUGUCAAACCACCCAGAGUGGGCAAACUGGCUUCCUGAAGCUCAAGUUGUACAAAAAGCCUUGAAUUCAGCAGCUAACAAUGUGUACCAGUAUGGCAGAGAGUGGAUAACACACAAGUUGCACAAAAUUUUAGGGGAGAAGGUGAAUAACACAGCAGUAAUUGAGAAGCAGGUUCUGGAGCUCUGGGACAGAUUAUAUCAGUCCUGGUUUGUAAAGAAUGUCAACCAUUCUGGGAGGCACCGAGGUCACAAGAUGCACAUUCAGAGGCAGAAUAGCUGGCUAGGAGACAUUUUGGACUGGCAAGACAUCGCCUCCUUUGUGCAUGAAAACAUUGAAACAUUUCUUUCUAUUUUAGAGUCGCUGUGGAUCGUCAUGAGCCGAAAUGUCAGUCUUUUGUUCACCACUGCAACAACGCUAUUGACCGUUCUCUUCUACAGCGGAACAGCUUUGCUCAACUUUGCGCUGUCCAUGGUUAUUUUUCUGACCACGCUUUUCUACCUGUUGAGUUCCAGUGGAGAAUAUUAUAAACCAGUCAAGUGGGUCAUCAGUCUAACGCCUUUGUCACAACCUGGACCAUCGUCCAACAUUGUGGGCCAAUCAGUUGAGGAAGCUAUAAGAGGUGUUUUUGAUGCAUCAUUGAAGAUGGCUGGAUUUUAUGGGCUGUACACAUGGCUGACCCACACAGUGUUUGGAAUCAAUAUUGUGUUCAUUCCAGCAGCUUUAGCAGCUAUCCUUGGUGCUGUGCCAUUCCUGGGAACCUAUUGGGCAGCACUGCCAGCUGUGUUGGACCUCUGGUUCGUACAAGGAGAAAGUGUCCUGGCACUGCUGCUCCUGGUGUGCCACUUGCUGCCAACCUACUUUGUAGAUACAGCCAUCUAUUCAGACAUCUCAGGAGGUGGGCACCCUUAUCUGACGGGUCUGGCAGUUGCAGGUGGGGCCUACUAUCUAGGCUUUGAAGGAGCCAUAAUUGGGCCCAUCCUGCUUUGUAUCCUAGUGGUGGCUUCCAACAUCUACAGUGCUAUGCUGAUGAGCCCGAACAGUGUGCAGACGACACCAUUGCAGGGCCCGUGGCCUACACAAGCACAAAGGUCUUUUGCCGACACAACUGACGAGCUGAAAAGUGGAGUUGAGUAGAUUGUGACUCCUUUUCUUUCGUGUAAUGGAAGUGGUGGCCUGCGUGGCCAUGCCCAGAUGCCUGCCUGGGGCCUUAUUUCCUGCUUCAACACACACAAGCGGUGGACCGCUCUGGUGGUCCUGACUUGGUUUUUGUACUUAGGCUGGCCUUAGAACUUGCACACCUUGUGCCUCAAACAUUGUGCUUUAUUAGUUUUGUUUUUUUAAUUCCCCUGACUUGGGCCUUUUUUCCUACCUGUGAUGGUGACCCAGGCAGGACAGGACACAGCGUGAAGCCAUCAGUCCAGCUCAACAGGUGAUCACAAUUGAGCAAAUGUCAUUCAAAGAUCAGGAACAAUUAACAAACAGCAAGUUUUACUGCGAGUCCUGCAUUUUUGAAACUGCAGAGAGAGGAUGCCAGAUCAUUCUUGUCCGUUUUCAUCCUGCUGUGGCCUCAUGUGUCGCCGUUCCUUUGAGUUAUUGAUUCUGUGAUUGCACUGAGGCCGAGUGUCAGGGUCACUUAGGUGCUCUACCUAGCUGCUGAAUAGCAAAGUGACAGGAAAACAAAUUAAAAUAAUCAACACAUAAAAAGACAAAGCCAAAAUGCAACAAACAAAUCAGUAAGGGAGUUUAGUGGAGGAGCGGUAACUGACAAAAAACGCUGAUGAAGGUGAGAGCUCUUUGUGUGGUGCAGCACUUCUGCUGCUGCUUGUGUAAUCUUAAACACAGAUUAGUGUCCUAAUGCCAGACGCUGUAGGUGACCAGUCUGUGGAAGACUUUUCUUCAUCCUUUAAAAUCAUUCACUUCGUUAUCUUUGCUGGAAUCCUGGAGUUAGUUAUGUCAGAACCACCAGCCUUUUUUCCACCAUUUUACUUUAAAGCACCUCAGAUAUUCAUUUUUGUUCAUAUGAUCUGCAACACACUGUUAGGAGACUUUAGCCAUUCAACAAGGCCCUGCUGCCAGCUGGGACUGUAAUGGCCUGGCCUGGCCUGGCCUGUGGUGUUCAUGUUGUGACAAACCAGUUUGUGUGAAAGUUGUUUUUAAAUAAAGAGUUGAUUGCCUUCACUGCCUCGACCUUCUGCCAGUUGCUAGUUUGAUCCUUUUUUUUUAAAAAACAAUGUGUUAGGUGACAAAUAGGAUACAAGCAUGUAAGGCACCUGCUAAACCACCAUUCUUUAGGCCCGCUAGUCUGUGUACAGUAUAUGGGGGGGGAGAACCCAACACUUCCUAAAAUCAGUCACGUUCACAGGUAUAGCGUGUAAUUAUUGGCCAUGCCACUGGCUCUCCUAUGCCUACAGUCUUGUUAAUCAGUCCACUGCGUUGCAAUGUGCUGAGGUGAUUGUGCAUUUCUGACAUUUUAUUCUGCAGUUGUGCGCUUGGCACACUGUGAUUAUUUUUUUUUUCCUCUUUCUAAAUCAGAUCACAUCGAUUAUCAAGACGACGAUGAUCACGUUUUAAUGCAUUAAUGGACUUGUACCCCCACCCCAGCAGACUGAAUCAGUGACAUUAAAUCCCCCAAAUCUCUACAUUUCAUUCCUUGAGACUCCCCCCAACCCCCCGAAAUUAAAACAGACCGAAGAAAAGACCACAUGCUACCACGUGGGGGGGGGCCGGCCGGGGUGAGGAAAUCACAGGAGUCUCUAAAAACGCCACAGUAACAAACGCUGAGGGCUGGAAAUGUUAACAGGACUGAUAGAAGUGCUGGGACGUCAAGGUGACAAAAAGGGAACUGCUGGAAGUUGUAUAAUAUGUUUGUAUUUACAGCGCUGGGAAUUUUGGGGUUCCCCCAUAUACCAUACUGUACUGUAUGGAUGUUAGUUUACUAUAGAUUCUAUACUCUAAUGUAUUGGCUCCAUUUUAAGAGGCUCUCCUCUUUCAAAAACAGAGUUGGAGGAAAAAUUACUGCGAUAUGCAAGAAUUACAACUAAGCACACUGCUAUACUGGCACCUGCUUCACAAACAUGCAUGAGCUUAACUUGGUGUGUUUGUGUAGCCUCAGAAGGACUUUGGACACAUGAAAAUGAAAUAGUGUGUGAACCUUGAAUUUAAGAAGCGCCCUUUUUAUGUUUUUUAAAUAAACAUGUAGAAAGUGUCAAAUUGGAAACCGUGCAGAACGUACAACAGACAGUAUGUAGACAGCGACACUGCCUAGCAGGCCUCAAGAAUGCAGGUGUAUGCAUACGUAUCUGUCAAAAAAUAAGAAUGCAGAAUGCAAUGUGCCACUGCUAAAAAUUCAGAUUUCAGCCCACAAGAUGGCAGGCCCAGUCACUUCAUGGUUUUAUCAAGAGACACUAACAUGUUUACAGUCACAGUCUCAUUAUAAUUUACACCAUUCUACCAUGAAUGGAUGCUUGGCUCCAGUGGUUUCUUGACAUUUGUCUCUAGUAUUUUCAGCAUCUUUUUAAACUAUUUUGUGCCAGUGCCAGCAACCAAGGGUUACCUUUUACCAGGACGGUCAUCCCCUAUCGAUUCCAUAAUAGCCCUCCCUGAAAAAGCACAACCAGAGGUUACAGAAUCUGCCCAAGGCCUCAUCUCAGAUUAAUAACGAUUAUUAUAGAUGGUCGAGGAGGUCAACCUUCUAGAGCAAAGCACCAGAAGACACAUGCUGAUCAUGUCAGAGAUGAAGGGCAGUACAUGCAGAUUUUCUGCUUCCCACUGACAUUGACAGGUUUGGCCUUUUUGUUUAUAAGGCUGCAAAAAAAACCACACACACACAAAUGGUGUCAUGGCUUUACAAAUUAGCAGCCCACACAGCUUCACUUGUUUUCUGUCACAGCUUUUUGAAGUUUUACAAGUUCUGCCGCUGUGGAGCGGCCCUGCUGACCUGGAGAUGAAAGCAAUGAGCAACCAGAGGAAGAGAGGGAGCUUAGCAGAUGUGUGCUGCCAAUGUCCACCACAAGAGGGCAGCACCUGGCACUCCUCUGUUAAUCGUUAUUGGAGCAGCCUGUGGAUGUCUAAUCAAAUGCCAUUGAUUUUCUGUUACUUUGCUAAUUUAUUUUUUUUUUAUUCAUGAGAGUUUGAAUAUAAUGCACUGUGUAAAGACUUAUUCAGUAGCUAACCUUGUCAAGAAUGUUUUUGGAAUCUCAAGUAUUUUAAAGUUUCCAUUUGUAUACUAAAAACACCAAUAAAACAUCAGAGAGCAGAGCAGAGUGUGUCUGCAGUGGCUUUUCUCUCUCUCUGUCAAAAUUGG